This is a messenger RNA of Filobasidium floriforme, 746 nucleotides long. RefSeq lists its product as uncharacterized. Lineage: Eukaryota; Fungi; Basidiomycota; Tremellomycetes; Filobasidiales; Filobasidiaceae. Bases 113 to 661 code for a protein of 182 amino acids. The record is from RefSeq and is a predicted model, not a curated record. The transcript is spliced from 3 exons.
AUUCGAUGUUCGCCAUAUCCAAUACGCGGGAUUCGGUAUUCGAGACGCGGAUGAUCAGGUCACACUCCCUCUUAACCUCUGUAAAACAACGACGCUGGAGUGCCACCCAGGCAUGGAUUACACCACCAAAGACGAAUGGACCAUAGAGAGCAUCCUCACCGAACCCGAAGGCGUAGCGUGCCAUUGGUCGAUGAAUGGACCUGAAGAAGCAUCUCCCGCUACAGUCGUCAUACGAUAUGGCUCGUAUGGCUACAAGCGAUACGGCAACCUUCCCCUCGGGGACAUGGAGACACCCUUCGAGCUGGGGCCAUUUCCAGCGGCAUGUAACCUGCCUACCCUGAUUCGAGCGAUUGCGGAGGAUUCGUGGCGACCGAUUCACUUCAUUAUCACACCUCAAAUCGGUCGAUCGGACCAUGAUCAUCGCUUCUGUUUCCCGAAACUGAGGCCCAUCGACCAGCAAGGUGAAAAUCUUGCGAUAAAGUUCGAGAGUUCCUGCAGCUGCGACGACGGCGAUUCCAAUCAAUUCUGGGACGGUAUAACAGAGGCGUUGGCAGGUAUGAUCGAACAAUUGGACAAAAGUCAAGAGGAAUCGGACGACGAAGAGGAUUCUGAAGGAGAUACCGAUGAUUCUGAAGAAGAUGAGGUGGACACGGAUGAUUGAGCGAUCUAGUCUAGGACUAUAUACAUACAGCCAUUUCCUUCAUUCUGAAGACCCAGCGUUCUGUACCUAAGUAGCUUUCUCGACU